Messenger RNA from Cucumis melo (muskmelon), 354 nucleotides. RefSeq lists its product as uncharacterized. Bases 1 to 354 code for a protein of 117 amino acids. The transcript has a single exon. The record is from RefSeq and is a predicted model, not a curated record. NCBI's taxonomy places the organism in Eukaryota, Viridiplantae, Streptophyta, Magnoliopsida, Cucurbitales, Cucurbitaceae. Gene Ontology annotation, biological process: regulation of DNA-templated transcription.
AUGAGCUCUAAAACCAACACACUCCCAAAUCCUCUCAGAAAUUACCGAAGAAGAAGAACCAAACGAUCUCUAACCCAUUCCCGUCGUCGCUUCCACCGCCGUCACAAUGCAGGCUGCCGGCCGGGGGAUUCGACUCUCGGCUGCUCCGAAGUCUCCACCAAAUUGGAAGCUCUGCAGAGCCUCAUCCCGCCGCAAUCCGCCGCUGGACACGGCCAACCACGGCAAGCGGAUGAGUUGUUCAAGGACACCGCCGACUACAUUGUUGUUUUGAAAACCCAAGUCGUUAUCUUGCAGAAGCUGGUUGAUUUUUUUGGAUCCGCCUGCAGUGACUCCCCAGACGCCGUCGUUUCAUAG